AUGAUGACAGCAGAGGGACGCAAGUCUCCUGUCCACGUCCAUGUGGACAGAGAGACCCCUGUUCAUGUGCACCUUAAAAAAAAGAAAAAGGGAAAGCCUGGUGUUCCAACAGCUGUAGAGGUGUGUUCAAAUUCUGUAUUUUUUCGGAUUCCUAAGAAAAUGUGAAGACAUUUGCAAGGGUACAACAAAUUGGUCUACUUGCCAACAUUUUUCAAGCACUGCAAAAUAAUUAAUUGAUAAGAAGGAGAAUCACUCAGAAAAUUAAUUAACCUCCUUGAGAAAAAAAAAUAGAAUUGGGGAAAAGCUGAGGCACUCCCUUUUAUGGCCUGUACAGGGAUGUGCUGCUGGACAGGGAAUGAUUUUCGACCUCUCUCUCCUAAACAGGGCAUAUAAUUUUGUGCAAGUCUGUUCUUAACAGGGUAUGUAAUUUUGUGGGAGUCUGUCCUGAUUAUAAACAGGGUAACUACCUGCACAAUUGAUUUGAUUUGCCUGAUGAAAUUUGUUUGUCCUUUAUACAAAAGCAAUGACUAUAAGGUGAAUUUGCUCUAUUGCAAUUGCCAGUGAAUAGCCUUUAAAACAAAUGGCAUGCAUUUUGUCCUUUAUCCCAAACAGGGUAAUAAAAUUAAGGAUGUUGUCCUUAAAGGGUAUAUAUUUUCCUUGGCGGUUCACCUAUACCAAAAUAUUAGUUGAGUACCCCUCCCUGGGAGGGAGGGGGUGGGGAAGAGCUAUUGUAUGUUGCAUUUGUUGCAAAAACCCUAUCCUUAUAAAGUCUCUCCCAUUGGUUUUAGCCAAGAAAUUAAAAGUAGGCAUCCACAAGCAAUGCCAGUAAAAGCCCCAUGGUACCAACUUCGUGGUGUUUGUCAAGGCAAAUCUUCCUCUUUCAUAUGCCCUUAGACUAACCUACUUUCUGUUCUCCUUCAAUAAAUAAUUAAAAAAUGUUUAGAACAUGGAACUUCCUUUAAUAAGUGAGGCUGAUGAUUCUUUUUAUAGCAACGACUCAAGACCAAGAGAAUGAGUGGUUUCACAAAAUCUGUCGUAAGUACAGUUAUAUGUGGUUUGGAUACAAGCUUGUUAAUUUUAUAUACUUCCAUGGACCAUUCUGGUUAUAUCAGAAUAAAACUGUGCAUAGAAACAUGCAGUCUGCUAAUGUGAGGUAUUUAUUUAGACAGAAUCCAUCAGAAAAUUGAGUAAUUUUAAUUUUCAGUGGACAAAAACCGUGUAGCAGAAUAUUCAAAGCCAUAUCACAUUGUUUUUUGCACUUUUCAAGGGCCAUAUAGAGGUAAUUUGUUUUCUAUAAUAACACCAAAGACAAUUUCUUAUGCGAGCCUGUGGAAAUAAAUUUCAAAUUUCACAGGAAUUGAGAAAACACAGGUAAAAUCAUCAUGCAUAUUAGGUUUCAUUUUGUAAAAUUUGAAGUUUUUGAAGUUUGUUUUCUUGGGCUCCUAUAAGAAACUUUUCUUUGGAGUUAUUUCAUAAAACUUAUUACAUUUAUAGCUCUCAAAAACUGUAAAAAAGAAUGCAAUAUGCUAGAAAUUAUUCUGGUACAAGGUUUCUGUCCACUGACAAUUAACAAUGAUUAUUCAAUUUCCUGAUGGAUAUUUCCAUCUUAAUAUAUUUUACAAAUCAAUGCAUUAUUGGGCUAAUUACUAUUUUAGUACAGCAAACGUCUGUCCAAGACACCAAAUUUUCCCAGUCAAAUCACUACAGUAUGUUAAAUCUCUCGUAUUAAGCGACUGUGACCACAUUUUUUGAUGACAGUUCUAGAAUUUUCCAUUGUUUUUACCCUCUUGUUAGCAACUCAUUGACAAAUGGUUUGAUCUCUAUGUUCACUGAAUGUACCACACUACUCAGAGUAUGCAAAGAACAGCCACAACAUUACAGAAUAUCAUUUUUUGAUACAACAUGAACAAUGCUGUGCUCUAAGAAAAAUUGAAGGGACACCAGUGCUCUGAAUCUGUAAAAUGCAGGGUGCCCAGCAUAUGAUUUGUUUGAAAAAAACUAAGAUAGUCGCCCAAGAUCAAAAGUUGGGUGCCAUGGGCUCUGCUGACCCUAACCCCAACCCUAGCCCUAAGAUCUUUACAUAUUGUAACUUAGAAAUUGCGUGGAAUGAAUCUCUUUCAAAAUGUACAUGUAAAUUAAUGUGAAUGAAUUCUCAUGCAGUGGAACCUCGCCUUGGAAUGAACGGCCAUAUUCUUUCAAACCAAAUGUAAAAACCAUUGAGUCAAAUUUUAAUGUGAAUGAAUUCUCAUACACCAGAAUUGACCACCUCGGUGGUCGAUGGCGAGGUUCUACUAAAUAUUCCCACCAUUGGUCACUUACAGGGGGUUUAACUGUAGUCUGUUAAUAAACGCUCCAAUUGCAAGUCUCAGGUCAAAAAUAAAUAUUAUAACAAUUUAUCAUUGUCAUUUUGAUAUUAUUAAAAUUGUUUAUUUGUAAAAUUGACUUGGCAUUUUUGAUAUUCUUGACAUUUCAGGGACAGAGGAAAGCCAUGAAAUCCUCAGGCUCUCCACCUUUUGUACCCCCUCCUGGAAGAACAUCAAGGAGGCCCUUGGCUUGGGAGGUUGGUAACCUUUUUUUCCAUAAAAAUGAUGUAAUUAUUAUAGUAAAUAAUUAUAAGCCCUCCCUCUUGGUCAGUAAUAAGAGUUUUUUAGUUUCAUAGAGUCAAGGAAAUGUGUUUUUGUCAAGCCUCACCGGUAGGGACUUACUGUUGUCCUUUCAUCAUCAUCAUCACCACCAUUACUAUUUGUGCAAAUGGCACUAGUGCCAUGAUGUACAGUCACUGUCCUCUAGCAACAAAGAAAUCUUAGUUUUGGCAUUCAACUUUCUCUUUAUUAUUUAAUUAAAUUGAAUAACCUUGACAUUUUUACGUUCAAAUCUUUUGGACACCUUACAUUAUUCAGGGUUUGCACACUCCUUGAAAGUCCUUGAAAAUUGCAGUCAGUGCUGGAAAGUCCUUGAAUUUCGGUGCUGCCUUUAUCCAAACCAGAUUCUCGGGUAGCUAAACUAAGAAGGAGCAAACACAGAUUGAAAGGCCUUCAGGAUGAAAUUGCUCAUGUUGUCCAAGAACAAAAAGUAAAGACUCAAGGUUCUUUUUUUGCACUGAAUGGAGUCCUUGAAAAGUGGGAAAUGUGUUCUUGAAAAGUCCUUGAAUUUUUUGUUCAAAAACGUGUACGAACCCUGAUUAUUCUUCUGAGUUAUUAAAAUGAUGUUACCUUGUUUCCUUCUCAUUAUCGUACAUUACUACUCUCAUACACAAAGGAAACUGUGUAUGUACAUGUAUUCUUUGAACCAAGGUCUACAGCUGUGGGAUUCAGGGCGCAAACAAAAGCCCCAUCAAGUAAUCCAGAACUAGUAGAAUUUCAACCUGGGCAGGUGAUUUUUAGAACUCCACUCCCUUGCCCACCUUUAAGGGUUCAGGCAAUUCAUACUCUGACAAAAUCAUUAACUGAGACAAAGAAGAAGUGACCCAGGGUAAGCAAAAUGCGAGAGCUGCUUGCCCAAAGGAUGAGCUGGAAUUCAAGUUUUUUUUUGAGCCGGCUGCGAUUAAGAUAAUUGAAGCACAAAGUUAAAUAUUAUAUGCACAUAUAUUGCAUUUUAAUUUUGUAUUUCAGCUUUACUUUAUUUGCAUUUAUUAGGGUAGUUCUCAUCGUUUGGAAAUAAGUCCUCCUGCUGGAGGUGGAACUUUACGAAUGGAAGAUCUUUCAACCUCUGAGGUACAAAGUAACAGACCUGUCAUGAAAAUCAUUGUAAUGUCCCUUUAUAUGCAACAAAAAUUGAACACUUUUAGGAGUAAAUUCAAUACUUACCUUUGCAGAAAUACAGUACCUGUACUGAAACCUUGUUAAUGCAGACACUGCUGAGGGGGCCAGAGAAAGUGUCCUUAUUAUAAACAGGCUGUCUGUAUGAAGCAGGUCACGUUAUUUAAAUAAAAAAUAAACGCUCCUUUUAUUUGAACAAAAUAAUAAACAAAUAAAACAGGACAAUAGCUUUGUCAAAUUACAGUUUUGUAAACAUUAUUCUCUAACCUUUACAAAGCAUUCACUAAUUGCAGGCUAAGUCCGUGGAAACACUCAAAAGUUGCUCAUCUAUACAUUGUAGCAUGUACCUACUCAAAGACUGUUCUCUGUAUGUCUCCUUUGAUGCCAAAAUAGUCUGAAAUUGACAUCUACUGACUACAAUUAUUCAUCCUUUCAUGUGUACUGUGGUGCUUGAAACACUAACAUGCUGUCAACGCUAUUUACUUUUAAUAUUAAAGAAGUUGAAGUGUUACAGCUGUAAAUGUAAAAAGUAUGUGGAAAUAGGUUUGAUAGAGCAAGGUUUGUAAGAGCUUGAUCAAAGUGUAAAAGUAUUUUUAUUUUAUUUGUAUGAAUACUCUAAAACUUACCAGGAAGAGGAAGUAAAUGGAAGGAUAAGAUCUUAUGAGAAAAAAAUUGGCAGUUUGAUGACAGAAGUUGGAUCCCUGAAGAGUGAGGUUUGUCAAAGUUUAAGUCCUCAGUCAUGACUAAUUUUGAUCUUACCAAUUUUACACUUCCACCAGUUUCCUACCCAUCCCAUCAAAUCCCAAUAUGGUCUUACCCGUUUACUUGCAUGUGCAUGCAAUGGAUAGAAAUAGACUUGCCCAUGGUCUCUUAGUUUAUAAUUCGUUCUCUGAGGGCACAGUCUAUACACAUACUCUUGUUUCAGAGUCUGAAUAAUGGCCACUUUGAAAACAUAAGGGACCCUUCGAUGUUUUUUCCAACUUUUGACUGGGUACAGUUAGCAAAAAUCCGUCAUCACAGCUAAAAAGAACGCCUGAAAAUUAGUAAGGAUGCCAAGUUUGAAGGUGAUUAGCUUUAAAUUAGCAAAGAAAUAGCUUCACCAAAUUUUACAGACAUUUGUAUGGUGGGGGCAAGCUCGUGACCCAAGGCCCCCCCCCCCCCCUCCAACUUACAAACGUCUGUAAAAUUUGUGACUUUGUGGAGCAAUUAUCUUAACUGGCUUUUAACGAAUCACCUUUAGACUUGGUAAGUUCCCAAGUAUUUAAGCACUCUUUUUUUUCUUUUCUCCAAAAAUACCGUCAUGCAUUUAUUUUCAAGAUGACCACUAUCAAAACGUUUCACUGGACUCUGGAAUAGACUGAGAUAAUGGAUAUAGAUGGUGUUGAAGUGUUAAAACACUACAUGUGGGGAUAUUUAAAAACCGUCUUUUUUUCAAGGGUGUCUUAAAUCAUGUUCCGGCCUUGAAGUUAGCACUUUGUACCUUUUUGUUAGAGGGAUAUUCGUAGGGCCAGACAAGCUGUAGAAAAGAAAGAUGAGCAGCUGAAUGCUUCUAGAAGGAUUCUUGAGGUGCAAGAAGAUGAACUUCUGGUAUGCCAGUGUUAUUGUCUAAUUUCUUUUUGAUGAGUCCUUAAUCAGGUUUUUUUACAUGUGAUAGUAGUUUACUGGUCAUUUUAUAAAUUGAAAAUGGUCUUUCAGCAACUAUUGAUUGCCAGAAGGCUAUGCAAACCACAAGGCCUUAGCUAGAGCUGUACUUUGCCCUUUAGGGUUACAAGCAAGAAUUGAAAGCUACUGUCAAGGAAAAUGAGGCUUUACGACAUUCAAUAGAGAAAUGGAAAGAAGAUGCCAAUGUAUCAAGGUUGGUGACAUGUGUCAAAAUCUGCAAUCUGCAAGAACAUGUAACAUACUUUCUGUGUCAGGGUGUCAUUUGGGAUUUUGUGCCAGGGUUCCUUUUAUUAAAAUAGAAGAAAAAUACAACCUGUGCAGCCGUUUGUGCUACUUGUUGUAUUUACCCGGCAACUUGAAAUCUUAGUGACAACCCUGAAUUGUUUUAUGCUAGGGGUUCCUGUAAAAUAGUAGGUAACCUGUGCAGUGCAACUAUUUUCAAGCGUUUUUUGCAAAAUCGUCUACCAUGCUGAUACGAUACAAUAUGUAGUUCUUAAGAGAAUUUUCCACAUCUGAGUUGACUUUUUUUCACCAUUUUGCUUACUGCGUCACCUUGCAGGACGGAAGUGGGUAAAUUAGCUGGAGAGAGAGCUUCACUCUUGAAGAAACUAGUAGAGGUGGAAAUGGAUGGCAAGGCAGCUGGCGAACAACUAAUAAAACUAAGAGACACUAUUCGAAAGUUAAAGGAGGUAAAGCUAGUUAGCAUUGCCUGAACAGAACUUCUAACAUGAUCAAUACUGCCUUAAUUUUACACAAAACUAACGAUUUCUUAGGCACGAAAGUCGUUCUUCUUUUUCCAACCAGGACAAACGCAUGUCAGCUGCUGAUACUACGCUGUUGACAAGACAAAGAGAAAUGUUGCUUCAGAAGUUAGACGAGUUUGAAAGAACUAACAAAGCGUUACGAAGACUACUUAGAGAACAACAGGCUACAGAGGUAUUGCAGAGCAACUUGAUCCUUUAUAAUUCGCGCUGAGGCUUUUGUAGUCUGCGUCGUUGUUGUAUUCUGCGUUUGCUUUUUUCUGUGUGUUGGUUACUUUUUCAUCUUCCUUUUGGUUGUGAAGCCGUUGCAGGCGUUUGUUAUGACAGUUGCAAAGUGGAGUUCCCUUGCUGUUUUCGCUGUUCUCGCUAUUUUUUUUUGUCCUUUUCGUCUUUGUGCCAUCUGAAGCCGUUGAACAGGCGUUUGUUGUGACUGAAGUUGGACGAAAAAUCGUUACAGGAGUUCCACCAGGAGAGGAAUUUUUUUUUUUCUUUUUUUUAAACCUUCUUCAGGUUUUUCGCUGUUCUCGCCAUUUUUUUGUCCUUUCCGUCUUUGUGCCUUGUCUCCCGGGGUAAUUUUGACUGCCUUCGCAUUUGGAACCGGUCCAUUCCCGAGCUUUUAACGCACGCGGUUUAAUAAACCUGAUUUCAGUGACUGAAGAAUAAAUUCUGGGCGAAAACCAUCGUUACAGAAUACAGAUCGCGAAAUCCACUAUCGAUAGAAUCAACGUUUUCAGGUUAUUGAAUCAAAUUUCUGUUGAUUUUUUGCCUACCAUUUUUCUAUUUAAACAUUCUUCAGGUUGUUAAUGAAAAACCAUGUGAUGUCGUCGCCGUGAAGUCUUAAUUAGAAUAACAAAGGAAGACGUUUUGAAACAAAAACCUUUAAAUGGCAGCUGGCCUGGACAAUCUGUUGACGGAGGAUAGAUAUUGCAUCGAUUCAAACGACCGUCCCCCUCCGGGAAUUUCAUCCAAGGAUUUUUCCGGCGGGGGGCUCCUCAACGGAAUUGAUGGCAUAAAACGUAAAGAAUUUGAUUUUCAAACGACGGGAAUUUGAUUUUUUUCCAACGUAACUAUCUAUUGUGGUAAUCACCCUUUUUCAUGCAGUAUACUGUACGUAUCUCCUGAUUAAAAGUCUAUUGAGCUGUUUAAUUAAAAAUGGCUAAAAGAACUUGCUGUUUUCUUUCUUGCUCAACAGGAAGAACACGAUCACUUACGAAAACAACAAGAAGUGUUGCUUAAGAGACUAACACAGUCCGACACUAGUAAUGAGGUAAAUUUCUCAGUUAUUUUAAGAACCUGAGAAUGCUCCCGGCCUCGGUAAUCGAAUCCGCGAUCUCCCGCUCUCCAGUUAAGCGCUCUACCGACUGACAACCGUCAACCGUCAACCGCCAACCGUUUUGGGUGGCCACUUGACCAUACGAGAUCCAUACGAGGAGUCCUGGGUCUGUGGGUGUUGUCAGGUAUAAGAAGAUCAGAGGACAGCGGCGGCACCGAAAAAGUUGCUUGAAAAGUGAAUUCGCCUUCUUUCAAUCUUCAUCGCGAUUUUUCUCCUGGAGUUGAAUUCCCAGGAACCAUAUCCAAGUUGAGAAAGAGAAAGACAAUUUCGACAUUGCUUGUUUAGGUCUUCCACAAAAGGUGAAAUCAGGCAUUUUCCCGUCUUAGUCGUGCAGUGACAGCAACGAAAUGUACAAAAAAGUUUGCAGCACGUGCAGACCUAUUAUAAAACUAUUCCUUUUUCUGAAGUAAAGUUCUCGUUGCCGUCGCCGUCGUCGCAUCGUAACGUCCCUAUUACCUUCCACGACAUCUUGACGUAACAGUAAGCGGCAUUCGCAAUUAGUCUCCUUUUUUUCUUAGCGUUUGCAGGUGGAAGUGACUGAGAGAGACAGACAAAUAGAAACGUUACUGGCACAAGUAGAAGCUGAUAAGGUUGGUGUGAUUCUAGACAUCUUAGCCAUUGUUGACACUAUACCAAAAUCGGAUACCUUUUCGUACCAACACGACAAGCUAGCCGGUGUCGUGUGAACACCGAUCGAUGUAUGACUCUUCACUAUAGAGAUCUACGCGGCGCACCGUUCCUAAAACCGCGCCAAAAUCACCUUUUUAUGUGUGAACAGAAGCCGUAUCCAGUAUGGUUUUCCUGCCGGCGCGAAAGCUAUCCGGUAUAAUGAGAACUUAGCCUGGUCAGUGUAAAAUUAUAACAACACUCAACGUGUACCUUAUCUUCAGUUUAAAGAGAGUUUUCCCGAAAAUGCCGGGUUAAGACAGAACAAUUCUAAAGAGAUAGCAAACACACUUUGGAAGGUAGAGAGUAAGAACUCAUACAUUAUCUUUUGUUUAUUUGUUUUGUUUGGUCUACGUUACAGGAUCAAGCCGUUGCGUUUGAAGACCUCAAGAAAACCAUGGAAACAACGCGAGCCCAUCUUCAAAACCAACUCCGUUCUAAGGAAAUGGAGUGUGGCAGACUGUCGGUACAGAUUAGGGUAAGGAUUUCUCUAAUAUAGCUUUUUUAUUCUUCGAUAGCAGAAUUGAAGAUGGUAUUAGAAAUAAAGUGUUGUUCCCGUAUUCUGAAAUACUGGCCUACGAACAAGCUCUUCAUUGGGGGAUAUCGCCAGAAGUCACGCGCGCCCGGGACACGAGAAGAGACGAAGAAGCGCAAUAUGGCGUUCUCUUGCGGCUUGCUUCGCCCGACACUCAAAAUGGAGAGCUUGCUAGCAGGCUACGAAAUACCUGUUAUCGAGUCGAGAUUUUGCUUGGAAUCAUAUUUUAUCUUAGCCUGCAUUUCUCGCCCGUAGCGGAAGGCAAUGAAGAAAGUUUGAGAGGUGGCUGUAUGCGUAGGUUACACUUCCCUUAUGUAUUUUUUUUCUUCUUCUUUUUUUCUAGAGCCUUGAAGAUCAAUAUGAACAUGGAAGAUUAGAAUUGGAACAUAUGCAGGGUUUAAUCGCCGCACAAAGGGUAGCUAUAUAAUACGUAUAUUUGUUUUGCCCUAGUUUUUUUUCUCUCUCUCCCUCCCUUCUCUUCUUCAUUUUAACUCAUUAAAUUUUUGUACAAGUGGCUAAAUUGGCAAUAGCUCAUUACAAGACUCACUGAAGAGAGGUCCUUUCUGUGUCUGCUACAGAACAGUCAUUGUUUCUUCACGUCUCUUUCUAAAUUACAUGCUACACGUGACAGACGUGACGUGUUUCGUUAGCUUUACUCCCCCAGCAUUCUGGAACCUUUUCGUACUCGCUCAUUCAAGGAAAAAUUGUAUUACGUAAAACUUGGUUUUACGGCUCUGGUACAGCGUAGAAAUCAAUAAGCGAUUUAAACCGAGAAAAUGCUAAUAAAUAUGCAAAUUGGUUUCUUUUGCAACAAUAUCUCGUUUAUAUUCUACUUUCAUCGCAUCUUGCUUCUCCUCAGGAAAAAAACGGCAGAGAAAAAGACGCUCUCAAGAAAGCUGCAAGGUAAUUGAAAGGGAGCAGACUAAAAAGGCUUACUAGUUAGAUAAAGCACCACGCCAGCGGCGAACGUCAGCAAGCCGUUUGUUGUAAGCUUCCCGUCGACAGAACUGGAAACUAUGUACAAAAAUUGUCUAGAAUAUUUGAAAAUUAGCUACUUUUUUAGGUAUUAAACUAAAUGUUUUCAUAUUUCUUAAUUUUUGUUUGAAACUAAGUAAAACACGUAUGAUACUCGGCAAGUGUUCUCGGUCGCCAUUCAUAGUGACUGGACAAAAUAUACAGAGAAGUUGUCAUCUUUUUUCGCUCGAAUUUCAAACUCUUUUAGCUUUACAAACAGUACCUGUAGAAGAAGGAUGAUAAACGAAACAUAGCUCGAUAAAAACAAGAAAUGGUCGUUAUCCUUCUUGCGCUGAAGCGGCGGCCGACACACGAAGGAAAAAUCAGGUCUUGUGACCCUCUCUGCCGUUCGCCGGGAAAAAAAUACGCGGUGAAUGUAAAAGACCACCCUGCGAGCAAACAGAACCUCCUUUAGUCUGAGAAAACAGCCGACAUUUGGCGACGCUACCAUUGGUUUCCCCUCCAAAUGACAUCUGAGAAACGAGCGCAGAAAUUCCAUACCGAUGACGCGUCACUACCCAGAUCUGGCUAGUGCUUCUGAUUGGUUGAAUCAAAUUUCUCGUGCGACACGACCAAUCAGAAGCACUACCCAAAUCUGGGUAGUGACGCGUCAUCAGUAUGGAAUUUCUGCGCUCGUUUCUCAGACGUCAUUUGGAGGGGAAACCAAUGGUAGCGUCGGCAAAUGUCGGCUGUUUUCUCAGGCUAAGCCUACUUUUGUGUUUUUCUUUACUGCCGAAUUCUAGCAAGCGAAAGAAAGGCUUUGCUUGUAGGGUGGUAAAAGACUUGGAUUCUAUUCAAUUUCUUGCGUUUUGAAAUAACACUUAGGUUUCUACCGUGUGCUACAACUGAGCAAAAUUGUUGACAUACUUUUUACAGGGUACAGAAAGACCGUGUGAGUGAGAGAGAAAAGGAUUUAGAAGUUUUACAAGAAAAGUUAGCUGAAAAGGUACGGUAUUCGGCUGGUUAAAGAGUGGCGACAAAGUUCAGCUUAGAGGGUUUCUCUUGCAACAAAAUUUCUAAAUAUUUUCGUAUUUUUAGGAUAUCGCGCUGAGUGAGACCAGGAGAGCAGAAGCAAGUUUAAAAGAAGAAAAAGGCGACGCUGAUCUGGAAAUUAGAACAUUAAAAAGGUAAAUGAACCAACAAAGUUGUAGGUACCAAGGAACCUUGUCCAUUUUGUAUCAUUCUUGAAAAAGCCUCAACAACAACGUGCUCAGCCUCAUCCCCAGGCUCUUUCUUUCUAUCCAUCCAAUGUAUGGGAACGAGGUUGCCGAUACGGACUCUAAUUUCUCCCCCCGACCCUUCCCGAGUGUCAUUGUGUUACAGUCCAUAAUCACUGUUUUCUUUAUCUGUCAGUCGCAUGAAGGAACUUCAUGAAUUAGUGGAGACCACAGAAAAAGCUUCCCAGGUAACAUGAUCAGGCUACUAUACAGCCAUUGAGCGAGGCUAAUUCGGCUUUAUCAUUAUACUCUAAACUGCCGCUCAUAUCCCCACAUAUCACUGCCGAUAGCUUGUUUCGAAGCGCCUUUUCUAUUACGGUUAUAAACCCCCUCGAAUAAAAGCACCUCCGUUUGUAAACCCUUCUUAAACCCCUUACGAAGAUGUAUAAGCAACAGUUAACGUUUGCCCAGCUGAACUUUGGCUUAACUCUGGAAUCCUACUUGAAGGAAAUAACCGAUAAAAAAAAUGACUAUACUGACGACGGCAGAACAUCGACAUGUCAGAUGGAACAGGUACAACGUCAGAAACUAGCGCAACACUUUGACCACAUGGACAGCGAGCAGACGAAAGUUGAUUUUUAACCAGUGUUACCAGCCAGAGUCAUCUGUUUCCAUCUUAUUAAAACUGAUCGAUAUAGCUGCUCGGAAAUAGAACGUGCAGUGAGAUUUUUUGUUGUUUAUGUAAGUUGUAGAAACAUAAAUUUUGAAAAAAGGAAAAUAGGGGGUUUUCAUACUUCGUAAUAGGAGCGGGAGAAACUUGGAUCUACCAAUAAGGACUUAGAAUACCAACAUGAUUAUAAUUUUUUACUAGUCCAUACUUUGAAGGCGUCCCCGACAACUGUUUCCUUUUCAACACUGGGCAUUAGUCUAUAUUUAUUCUAGAGAUAAAGUAACUAAGUGGUCAUUUAAAAAAAAAAAAAUUGUGUGAAUGCUUAACACGAUUAAAUGGAGUCGGAAGCGAGAAAAAAUUCCAUUUUCUGGCUCACCCACUGUCUUCUCCUACCCCGAACUUCGCGCUCACUCUUGUUUCGCUUGCCAAUUGCUACUUUCCUUGAAUUUUGUGUAAUGAGAAUAGAAUGGCUGUGAACAGUCAUUUGCUCUAAGACUUGCUGGAAUAGUCAACCCAUGAGCCGCAGUAACGGAAACAGAUCCACAUUUAAUUUAUAGCUGCUUCAAGGGAAAUCUGUUGGCAAGAACUGAUCAACGUUUACCUUUGUUUGUUGGUUUCAGAGUAACAGCGAGACCUUAACUGCUAAACUGAGUACAAGAACUCAAGAGGUUAACACUCUCAGACUGGAAAAUGAACAACUCAAAGUAAGUAAAUAGGAAGGUAACCUAUCCUUCUGGAACACUGAGCCGCAACUUUGAAUCCGCCAGAAAACCAAGUUAAUGUGUCAUUAACAAUGCCUAUAAGAAAGAGACAAAAUCUUGUCACAGUCAGUCUUUAUUCAGAUUAAAACUGCGUUUUAGCAAGGUACAGUCGAAGCUCUCCUUGCGACCACUCUCGUAAACGACCAGCUCUAGUUACGACCACCUUUGUGAAACCCCGUUUGAACUGUAACUUUAACUGGGACCGCGAUCACUUUUGGUAUUACCCAACUGGACUUUUCUUUUGUUUUUAGGCUCUCGUAAGCGACCACUCAACUCAUUCUUGCACCAGUAUUUAAAAAUUGGACCUAAAGUGUAGCCGUGUUUUUUUCUUUAUGAAUUAUUAAUGAGUUUCUGAAGCUCACGUAAGCGGGCCACCCUCUAUUGUUUUACCAUGCAGUCGCUAACGAGAGCUCAUUACUUGGGCGGAGGGCCAAGUAAAGGAUUCGCGACGCUCAAGAAUGUCGCAAAGUUGCUCACGAAGUGAGACCGGAAUUGCUUCGAGAUACCUCGAGAGGAUAAAUAGAAAAACCUCAGUACAACUUGCACGUUCGAGAUAUUUUGAACCAGUCAGUUUUUCAGACAUUAAACGAUUUAAAUUUAUUUGUAGAAUAACAGUUAACGUUUACAAACGACCCGGGGUUUAAACCGAUUGUCACUGGCGAUUUAAAACGUGAUUUUGAAAUUAAACGAUUGCAUUAGACCUGCAAAACAGUCCGUAUUUUUCCGUAUUCGUUGUACGCGCGAGCAGUCAAACAAAAGGUCUGGAAUGAGGAAGAAAACAGAGAGCGAGACUGGGGAGAGAAAAAAAAUACGACGGUUUUUUUUCUUUCAGUUACACCAUCUAGACAUUUACGAUUCAAUCUCAGCAAAAUAAGAUCUUACAUUGGAACGCGUUAUUUACAAACGAUUUACUGAUUUGAAAAAAAAAAACAAACUAAAUUUUGAUCACGAAUAAACACCGCAUUGGAAAAGCUAAAAAUUUAAUAAAGGCGGCGGCGGUUAAUCGAAUAAAUACCGUAAUAUCUUGCACUGGUUGGUUUCGUGCGGGAAAUGGAAGAAAAGGGGGAAGAAUAAUCGCUUGGUUCAACUGAAAAUGAUUAAAACAAUAAAAUUAAAAUGGUUUAAAAUGGAGCAAGUGGUGAAAGUUACUUGGUUUGCCGCUAUCUUGACUUCUAGUUUUAUUAACUUAAACGAUGGCCACAACGGCUACAAGCGUUGGUUCACUUGCUUCUUAGCAAAAAAAAAGUCAAAAAUCGAUCAUUUGUGAUCUUCUGAAAGCAUCAAGGAAAGGGCAGGCUUUGAAGUUUUUUGUUGCUGUUGCUGUUGCUGUUACUGUUUACAUCGUGUUUGUACAGCAAAGUAACGAGAGAUACGAUCUCGCCAAAAAAUGUGGCGUCUCCUAUCAAUCUUGUUCUCACAAGUAUCUCUUUUUUAAAGGCUGACAUCGCUGCAUUAGAAGAGCGGCUUCACGAUGAAGAACAAAGGGCCUCUAGCAAGGUAAGACCCUGCUGAAAAUAUUGUCCGCUGCUUUGAAUUUUUCGAGGUAGGUUUUCGGUGUUUUCGGAUGGUGCAUCGCCAAAUGGCAUGGGCUGCAACGAGACAUUUACCGACGAUGAUAAGAAACACAAUCAAAGCUUUGCCGACAACGUGUUAUACUCGCGAGCACACAGGUUUGUAUAACUGACAAGUGACAAAUAACUACAUACGUGUUUGUUCGCUUUCCUGUCGCCGUCUUAAACAAGAAGAAAAGCACGCAAAGCAGGGAUAAUUUGCUUUUCAUUUUGUUUUUCAUCAUAAACCGCUUCAAAAAAGAGGCUGAAUUGUUAGGCUUUGGUUUAAAGGAUUAUUAAAAGCAGUGAUUUGACAAUUUUGUCGAUGUAGCAUCUUUUGAUUUACUAUUCAUUCAAAAUAUUUCUCCGUUUCUAAUUGGCUCAAAUCCUUCCAUUAAUUCUCCAUAACCAGCUAACAUGGACCAAAUUAGGUAGAAGUUUUGCGAUGUCUGAUAAAAUGAUGUCAAUAGUCCAGACUAUCGCCAGAUAAAUGCACAGCAACCGAGAAGCCCUGGGAACGAGGUUAAACGGAACAGCAGCUUGCUAGUGUAUUGCUUUUACUAUCCCUGCUUGUAUUACUGGGUGUUCUUUGAAAAUAUACAACUCCGAAUUAAGAUAAUUUAAACGAAUUUAGAGAAAUCUAACUCAGAAUUCAAACGUUUUUGUUCAUUAUGAUACAUUCCUGCAAACAUUGAUAUGAGUGAGGUCUAAUUUUUUACGAGCUUCGACUGAUGUCACAAAUUUGAUAGGGGUGUAACGAUUCAUAUUCCUUGCGAUUCAAUUCGAUUUCAAUUAUUGUCUUUCGAUUUCGAUUAUGUAAAUGUUUCUUAAUUCUUAUAACAUAACGUGUAAUGUUAACAACAUGCAACCCUAAACCCUCAAUUUGAGAAUAGUAACAGGGACAGGAGGAUUCACAGUCGCUUGGUUCGUCGCCAUGUUUGAGAACCUGACAAAGAUGGUUUGCCUUAUUUGGAAAUUCUCAAGGGGUGGUUGAAGGACAGCAUUUUUACCAGGCAAUACAAAAUGGCGCACGAACUCCUAUCGUCUUUGCUCGUCAAUCAAAAACGGACAUUUUAAAGGGUUCUGGAUUGUGAUUUUACAUUAUAAUAACUCACUGAGGGCACCCUGGAAAAGGUAUGCAAAAAUGGAAGCAACGAAUCGUGAAUCGAACCGAACGGUCAUAAUCGCGAUUAAUCGAGAAUUCGAUUAAUCGACUUGACUUCAGUGGGGCUGAAUAAUGGCUCUGAGGGCAAUGAAGAAGAAAAAGAUGACUAGGUGGGUCAGAAAUAGUUUUAAUUAGGUGCACACUUGUAAUCAUUAGAAGGGAUAGCUAGUGCCAGUGUAGUUAGCUUGUUAGUGAGUCAGUUGUCAUGCAUGUGACAGGUCAAAGCGGCUCAAGAAAAGGUCACAGAUUUAUUAACAAACAUGAAGCAUUAUGAUGAAAUGGUGGAGCAGUACAAAUUUAAGGUACAGUAAUGAACAACUUUUUCGCUCAGAACUUGCUUCUAGUUGCAUAAUAUGCAUUUUUGCCCAGCUCAGUGUUCUAAAGAAAGUUUUUGCAAAGUGCAGUUGUUUAUUUUUCACCGUUUUUAGAGAAUGUGAUUUUUUUUCCUCUCAAGGCUAUGGUCCUUAGUGUCAAAUCCGUCUUGAUCGUCACUUAUCUAUAGUUGAAGUACAUUUUCUGCACAUUAGCAACUUCUAAGCUUUUUAGCGGGAACACAAAGUGGUGCAGACUCGCAACCAUUUCCCAACGGCUUAUAACAUCCGCCGCUGACCCUAGUGCCCGCAAGUGAGGAGUCAGAUUUCUUUGUAACGUGUGCAUGUAUCUUUAUCACGGUUAGGUGAACACAUCAGAAACAGAAGUUAGUCAUCUUCACGAUAGCGUCAGCGAGUACCAAGCGAAGAUAGAGCAGCUUAGAAAACAGGUAGAUGGUUCGAGUAAAAAGCCGGUAUUCAAACCGCUGAACAGUUAGAUGUAUUAUCAGUUCAUGCCGUACUUUUCUUGAGAGUGAAUGCGAUGUGUUUGCUUCUAAAUAAAUCAGAGUUUUGCGUUUCCAUGGAUUGUUUAAGUGUUCCCUCUGUUUUAUCCAGCUGCGCAACUCUAAAUUGUCCUUUGAAUAAAUAGAAAUGUACGUGGAAACAUAUCUUGCGUCGAAAAGAAGGUUUAACAGACGCCUUACUGAUUUAUUGUUUAUUUAUCAUAAGUUUAUGGCUGUUUCGAAAUCCCUAAACUUUUAGCACCCCGAAAAAAACGUUCGCAUUUACAGUAAUUGUUUGCGUAGCUCACGUGACCAUUCCGAGCGUUUCGUUUGGCUAUCCGACUUUCCGCCACUUUUAGCAAAGCAAUAUCAACGGUUAGCUGUAGAAAUGAUCAUGAAUGCUUUGCGAAGAACUUUUCAGCGUAGCAAAUACAGUCGACUCCCGAUAACUCAAACCCUUGUUAACUCGAACCAAAGUCGAUUUCCCCUAGAUUUCCUUCAUACAUUUACUGUAAUUUUAUCCUCGGUAAUUCAAACCUCCCUCUAACUCAAAGUAAUUUUUGUUCCCCUUCAGAUCAUUUUUAUAUAAUUUUACCCUCGAUAACUCGAACCAUGUUUUAAGCGCGUGGCAAAUUGAAAAAAAAGAACUUGUUCUUCAGUCUGACAAUUUAGUUAUCGGAAGUCGACUGUAAGAAGAAGAUACGAGGUCACUGAUUAUGAUGUUUCAACAGAGUUUGCCUUUCUACAAGGUCUGCAAGACACAAGGGAAAGGAAGUCACGUGACCAAGCGGGAAUGAUCACGUGAGCUAUACAAAAAUUCAAAUGCGAACACCCAUUUUUGGGGAGAGGGGUGUUAACGGUUUAUUGAUUUCGUUAGUAUUGCAUGCCAUCAAAUCUGUUUUGCUCUUUUUUAAUGUCACUGUACAGCAUCGAUCUGACAAAGAUGAAAUUAAAAAUCUGAAAGUUUGCUCCGGGGAGUACGAAGUUAUGCUUCAUGAAUACAAGAACCAGGUAGAUGACAUGUAGAUAAUACAGGCAACAGGAGGCACCACUCAGACAGAAGUACUUAGCCAGUAAAGACAACAUUAUAUGCUAUAUUAUUGAAGUGAUAUUUGCUCAUAUUUCCCUGCCGGUUCACAUUAUGAGAAGCAAAACCUUAGGAAAAUUACCAUCAAAAGAAACGAACAGACAACAAGACAAAAGUAUGAUCUAUUAUGUGGUAAGAGGAAUCCUCUAAUCAUACGAAUCCACGCUCCAACUAUGUUUGUUCACUCAGAACAGCUCAGCGAAUUCAAUAUAACUGAGUAUUAAAGCACAGGAUGCCUAAUGAAAUAUUUAAAUCGAGAUUAUUGGUCGUCUCGUGAGGAAGUUGAUUUGUUUUGGCCUAGUAAUCAUUACUAAGACAACACAAAUCACAUUGCUUACUAAGUAAUGAUCGACUCUCCUUUUGUAGAUUUUUAUGUUUAUGCCGACCAUUAAGUUUUAGAAUAAGUCGUUUUAGAAUAGUUACAAUAAUGAGGAAGUCUGUUAAAUGUAGGCAAUUGAGGGAGCUAACGUCCCUUGGAUUUAUCUGGCAGAUAGUAAGUUACGAGGCGGAAAUAAAUAACUUGAAGGCAAACGUCAAUCAUUCAAAUCAUUUGUUGGAGAACCACAGAACAAGGGUGGGUAUAGCGAUAAAAGGUUAAACUAGUCCCCAGUCUACCAACCGGGCGCCGAGUUAUGCACAUACAGGACUCCAUGUGCUGUCUAAUGUGCUAAUUGUCUUCAUUUGUUUUUAUGGCUGGAAAUACCACCUUAAAAUGAUACGAGAUCGUGUUUUAGCGGAAAAAUGCUCGGUGAAUUUGGAAGGCUAUUCGGCCACACCCUUUAAUAUGCUCUUUUACUGAAAGAGAGUCGAAUUUCCAUUGUAAGCUACCAUCUCCCAUAUACGACCAACUCUCCAAAACCAAAUUUGUUUCAGUCAAGCACAACGGUUGGAACCUACCGUAAGCGACCGCUACCACGUUCAUGUCCAAUUUUCCAUUGUUUUCACCCUCUUGUAAGCGACCACUUGGAGUAUGGUUUGAUCUCUUUGUUGGCUGAAAGUCCUACGAGAGAACUUUUACAAGUAUUGUAACUUACAAAUUGCAUGCUUUGAAUUCUCUUCCAAAAUGUAGAUGUGUUUAGAACUCUUCUAGGAGGAGACCGUUUGUUAGGGACUUUAAGAUUCAACAACGCGACUGCAACGAGAACGUGUAAAAAAAACAAUGACUUUAAUAAGCAAAACAACAACUUUGCACGUGCAUCAUGAUUUUUUGUACAUUUCUUUGCCGUUUUUGCACUACUACGACGUGAAAAUGCCUAAUUUCGUGUUUUAUGCUUGGGGAACGCAAACAAGGAACGACGAAAGUUUACCUCGCUUUCUGAACUUGAAUAUGGUCUCUUGGAAUUCAAAUUCAGGAGGGUUCGCGUACAUUUGACAAAGCGAGUGAGUAGGAAUAAUAGCGAUGUAGACUAAAAGAACACAAAUUCACUUUUAAAGCGACGUUCUCUUUUCUGUUGCGUCGUUGGAUCUUAAAGUGCAUAAUAAUUAUCGUAAGCGACCAGUAAGUUUUCGUGUUCUGGGUGGUCACUUACUUGGUGUUCGACUGUAUUUCUGUUUCUGAUCUUGUCAUACUUAUUCAGUUUACGUACAGCCAAGCUGAAAUUGCUCAGCUCCACGUAGCUGUUAAGGAGGACGAAGAUAUUAUUCGCGAGUAUAAAGUACAGGUAGGGUAGAUAGCGAGAUAGUCCAGUAAUCUGUAAUAUGCAGGGAGUGAGGUAUUAAAGAUAGAGUAGUUUGGAUGAUAAUUACCAAGUUAUUCUUUUUUGUUUUGUUUUUGUUUUUGUUUUUGGCGUCGUUUUGUUUUUAUUUUUUGUUUUGUUUUGUUGUGAAUGAGAAUGCAGCAGUUAAUUGGAAUCUUCCACUCAUAUACGCAGGCAUCGCGUUGUUGCAACAAGCAAACGUUAAAAUUGUAAAACAAGAAACCUUCCAAACUCUUGGAAGUUCUAAAAUGGUGCUUGUUGCAACCAAUCUCCUUUUAAAGGAAAAUGUCCCUUCUCCUCGCCUGUCUCAGAACACGACUUCUUGCUAUCGAUAUGACAUGAAGUUUGAAACGCAACAGCCGGCCUGAAUUAAGGCUGCUUCAUCUUAUUCGCUAUCACUACACGUCACAGCGUUGAAGAGUGCAGACGUGAGAGCACGCGGCGUCCUGUAGGUAAAUUACCAGGCAUCCAUGCAACCACGCCUCUGACGUACAAGUAUGCAGACGAUCGAGGUCAGGUGUUCACACCGCGCCGGUCAUUUUCGACGGCACCAGCUAAAACGUCGCACCAGCUUUUAAAAAGAGCGUCGAAAGUUCUCGAUUUUUACCGUGGGUCAAAUGAGGAACGCCAAUAUGAGACGCAUCCUCUGCUCCCGCCCCGCCCCCUUCGCUCCCUCCCUUCGUGCAGACUGAUCGGAUAUGAUGAAUUCAUGUGCUGGAAGUUCAGAUAUAUUUGUUAACCUUCGACUCCAUGACUUCCAACUUCAUUUGCCUGGGCUCUUCUACCACUUUGCGUUCAAGUUCUUCGUAGAGAAUCGAUACCGUUAUCUUCGCUAAAUUAAACAAGCCCCUCCUUCCCCAUCAAACGUGCUUGAAAUAAAUAAGUCCAGGGGCCCAGGUAGUUUGCUACACAGCCGUUUUUAGUGUCGUCUUGCAACAUCCCUCCCCGUUGCGUGACGACACUAAAAACGGCUGUGUAGCAGAAAAGGGCGCAGGGGGCUUUAUAGAGGAUUUACGAUAUUGUUAUUUGUCAACAGAUCGACAAGUAUCGUAGGGAAGCUGAAGAAAUGAAAAAUAGACUGUAUGAGUACGAAGCGGAUACACAACGAAUGCAACAGGAAAAUGCUCUGGAGAACGAAAAGGUAAAAAUCACAAGUGUACAUGUUUGAAUGACUCACAGACAAGAUAUUGCUUGGGACAGGAGCGGGGAAGGAUGUAAGUUUCUGUUCACAUGCACUAUUAAUACGUAUAAGCUUAUACUUAUAUUUUAUUUCAGGUUAAGCUGAAAAUGCAGCAAAGGCUUCAAGAGCUCGAACCCCUUGCGGAUCUACUGAAGGUAACUUUUUGUUUUUAACUCGCCAUGAGGAUAUUUAACAAUUAUUCCUCGAGCCAGAAUGGGCUCUGAGACAAUAGCCCAUGAGGCCGAAGCCCGAUUGCGCUGUUCACUCAGAGGCCAUGAGGACGAGAGGAAUAAUUGUUUUAGUAAGAUCCAACUAGUUGGUUAAAAAUAUCGAGACAACAACUUUGGCUUGCAAAACGCGAUUCAACCGCCAUUGUUUUGGUUUUCAAAGCCGGCGCUUUUCGCUACCUAGUGGGCUAUAACAUAUAGCCUAGUAGUAGCUCAACCAAUCAGAACACAGCGUUGAUAAUGGACCACUAGUUGGAUUUUACUAAUAUUUUUACUUUACUUUGGGUAAAAAAUUUAAAACUGAAUAAUCGCAGGUGAUGUUCGUCUCGACGCGCCUGGAAAUGACAUGGCGAGCUCUCUCCUCCGCAUGGGCUCCCGCACCGAAAGCGUGUCCAUCGUUCCCCGCGCGCUUUCUUUUUUCCCUCUCCCCAGCCCCCUGGGACACAAAGAGGCCGCUACAGAGGAGAAAGCACAUGGCGAAUAUCCCUUUAUGAUUGCACAAGCCAAUUUCUUCAGUUUGUUUGCAUAGCUACAUGUAUGCGACAUGUGACAAUUCUCAUUGGACUGACGAGUUUUUUUCAGCUGUCUGAUUGCCUCGCGUAGAUUAUGACUCGCUAUUUAGAUAACAUACUGAUUUUCCGUUUACUUCAUUAGAGACUCAAAAGUUUCGCUCAGUGCUUCCCUGUACGCAUCCUCUUUCCUUCUCUUUUUGCAACUCAUUGACCGAAACGUAGUUUGUAUUCUAGUUUCCAACAUCACAAGAAAAGGAUUUAUUUCUUGCUGUUUGAAGCCGUUACAGAAAUGUAUAAAGAAAAAACUUGAACAUUCUUUAGGCGGCUUGAGUUAUUGGGAACUAGCCUGCGUGGCAGGCGCAAAAAGAUUAGGGGGAGGGGGUAGAGUGAUAAAGGCGCGAAAGGGAACCUUUCUCCCCAAUCCCUGCCCUUUUUCCUUCCUCCCGAUCCUGUACUUGGUAACUAACUAGGGAGACUUUUUUCUAUUUUGCUAGACAACGGACGUUCGACUGCAAGAAUCUCAAGAGAGGAUGAUGGCGUAUGAUAGACGCUCCAACGAGCAGACUAAGCUUAUAUCUGAGCUGACACAGAAGGUACAAAAUGUUUUGAUUCUGAAGUCGUGAUCGCUCUUGUUAGAGUCUAGUUUGUCGCAUGUUUCGUUUCCAUGCUCCGCCAAGCUGACUUUUCCUCUCUGCCGGAAAGCUUAGGUGGUCUACUGAAUAUUCUCCUGUUGCGAUUACUGUUUGAUCAUGUUAAUUAUUUACUUAAUACAGUCGUGCCUCCCCUAACUAUUUGGGGACCACCUUGUCAAGCAGGGAGUGUCGGCAGAUGGAGCAGGUCGCUUAGGAGAGUGGUUAUAGGAAGCGGAGAUUUGAAACAAGGUUUUUGUCAACCCGGCGCAGAUGAGAAAAUAAAAAUAGAAUCUGAAGUUUGUCGCGAGCUCGAAGCAAAGAAAUUAAUCUGAGGAGUCCCCAACGGGAAUCGAGCCAGUGUCCUUCAGUAGAAUGGUGGAACUCUUUUGCCACUAUGUUACUUGAAGAGUCUACGCGACUUUGCCCAUUCUUAGGUGAUUCGUGUUUAACUCCCACCUUGAUUUGUCUUCCGUAAAAGAAGAAAAAUGUACAAUUACACGCCACUUUUGAGUCCCAAAAAUGACCUGUACUUCUUAAAUAAGUUCAACGGGAGCAAAAGCCUCUCAUGUGAAAAUAUUAUUAGUUUUUUUUUAGUGAGAACAUAAAAUUAUUUUCUUGUCAAAUACUUGGCGUCGCAAUUAUCAUUGCAAUAACUGUCAAUUAGAAAAUGAAACUUGAGGCAAGGCAACUCAGAAAGGCCUAUUUAACUUGUUCGUACAGUGUGUAAUGUUUCGAGACUGAAUUGUCCAAGGAGUGAAUUUGUAAGAAAUGUUAACAUAGAGAAAGUGAAUAUAAAUUCUUGUAGAUUUGUCAGUACCAAAUUAAAGAAAACGCAUGUGUUUUCCUUUCAGUCUAAUAAUACCUCUCUCCGGACACCUCCUUACUGGCCAAACUUCAUCGAACCACUACUUCGAUAUUGAAUACUGUGAGAUGAGUGUGUCCCUCUGGUGUCUGUAUUGAGGAGGUUAGCCGGUGUAGAUCCGCCGUCUCCCCUCAAGGGGUGGGGGGUGGGAGAAGGGUGCGGCUUUAAACAGGCUAAGGAGGUUGGACUGAAGUUCUGUUGUUUGUGUGCCUUUCUAGUUGUCAAUGCCAUGGUGGCUACUUGAACUUCUAGUUAUGAACAUGUAUACGGGCACGGUGUCAAUAUGAAGAUUCUCCCGUCUGUUUAUUUGGAAGUAUUGGAAGAAGAAAACCUCUGAGAUUGAUUAGGCAAUUAUAAUGCCGGAGGAAUUUGGUGUUUGAUCACUACUAGUUCCUCAAGGACUGAAGAAAAUAAACCUCUCUUAAGAGAUAUAUCAUUUGAAAAGAGGGGCAUUAUGGACUCUGGGAAAUCGGGUUUUGUGGACUCGUUGUUUAAGCCCUGGAAGUUAUAUUCAAUCUCCGAUAUGUCUUUGUUCACACUUAAGGUGGAGAUGCAGACAGACCAAUUAGAACAUCUACGGGAAAAAGUAAGAACAGCGCAGGACGAGACUAGAAGCGUUCAAGCAAAGAACGAACUCUUGGAGAGGUUUGUUGACCAAGAACCUUAAUUCCCCAUGUUUGUACUAACAAACCGUUGGAAAACUCCCACCUCUUUUUUUUUAUUUCCAGGAAAUUGUCAGAUUCUGAUCAGCAGAACAGGGAACUUAUUGGUGUGAUCAGCAAGAAAGAGGAGUCUUUAUAUCAAUCACAGGUUCGAUCGAUUUUAGACGUAUGGAAUGUAGUGUCAGUCACUCAAAUUGAAACAAAAUUCCAUCCAAAUGUUUGAAUAGUGUUAGUGCGCGCCCAGACAAGCCAAGAGAAGAUAAAUUAAUUCUUGACAUGUUGAUGAAUCUAACCCACGAUUUACGGGCUAGAUAAUCUUGCCUUCAACAGACCUGAGCUAGGAGGCCAGACUUGAACAGUUCUUAGGUAUUUUGUUGAAGAUCUGUUAGCCGUAUUCCACAAUAGCGAAAGCUCUUGCGCUUUUUCUUGUAUAGCAAUGUUAUUGUUAUGUUUUGAUAAAGAUCACGUUAGCCUGAGAAGCGGCUGUUUUCGCAGGCUACUUACAUCGUACACUAUUGUCAAUGCUUGUUGUCGAUUUGAAUUUAAUAGCAAAGAUUUGAGGAUCUUCGAGCGGAGAAUAUCAGGCUGAAUCAACAGCUGGAGUCAUCAGUGCUCGAAGCUAGAAGACAAGUGGACAGUCAAAAGGAAAAAGCGCUCGUCAAGGUGACAAAAUUAUUUUCCACUUAUAAGAAGUGAGGAAUCUAAAAUUUCCUGCCAUUGAAAUGAAAACAGAUGCUGGUACAGUAAGACCCAUAUUAAGCAGACGCCCUUAAUAGGGUUGUGAUGUCACGGCGUGAUUCGCUUAGGAGUGUACUCGUGAAUGACAAAAUCACAGUUUCCUACAAAACAAAUAUCUUUCCCAGAGCAUUACAUCAAUCCAACCGGCGUUACAAACAACAAAAAUGAACUUUGAAAAGUUGUUAGACUAACAAGUUUUCAAAGAACACAAUUACGAUGUGUUUUUUAAAAUCUUUUUCAAAUUUGUCUAUCUGUGUCUUCUUUUGUAUUUGCCGUGUUCUGUAUUGUUUCUUUUACGGCCUGUUUACAUGGAGGUGGGGGACCCCAUGUAGGUGAGGUAUAUAAUCUCUCAUUUUAAUUUAGUCACGUUCACAGGAUAGGUGAGGUGACCCGCCACAUGUUACCUCACAUAUGUGGGGUCCCCUACCUCCAUGUAAACAGGCCCUUAUUGAAUUGAGCCGUUAUAUUUAUGUUCCUCACAAUUAAGUGGAAACUCUCACUAUUACAGACACCUCCACUGAGGACAGUUUCCUUGGUCCCAAACACAGCCAGCUUCAUACAUACUCUACCUUCAAAUAAGGGACACUUCCCGGCUAUGCAAACACUUGACUUUGUCUCUUUCGGAUCACUUCGAGUCGCCUACUCCCUCAGUGACGUCUGAAUCGACGAGGCGUCCAGUGACGCCACUACCCGAAAAAUGGGUAGUGAUUUUGGUUGGUUGAUUGUCCAAUCGUUCGCAUUAUCUUUGUAUGUAUAUUUAUGAGCAAUUUUAGCGCGACUGUUGAUUUUCCGCGCUUGCUUGGAGUUAAAAAAAAAAUGGCAAUCUUUAUCGUAAACAGCAAAAUUGCCCUUGUCUUUGAAACUAUGACUUGUUAAAUUGAACUACGAAUGAACAGUCAAUGGUGAAUGCAGAGAGUCGGUAGGUUUUCAUUUAGAGUCGCUUUGUGUUUUCGGCAAUAAUUUCGUUUAUACAAAGCAUCAGUGAUCGAUUUUUACGAGAUUUAAAAUUCGAACUGCCGCUCAUUUCCUCCGUAGAAUGUAAUGAUUCUGUUAGCCUUUAAUUCUUGUUUUCUUGCUUUCUUUGUUCGUCGUUGAGGACCAAAUAGCUUCUUUUCAGUUUUAAGAAAAAUUGCAGUGGUUUUGAAGUUUUCCGUGUCAGGUGUGUGUAUUUCAUUGCGUGAUUGAAUAUUGAAUUAUGGCGCUACACAUCAGAUACAUGCAACAAAUUCGUUCAGAGUACUGCAUGCAGUUAACAGUUUGAACGUUAAACAUGAAUUACGAUUUGAGAAUAAAGCAAUUCUGUACCAUGGAGACAUUUCCUGAAGACUUUGUUUUCUUUGCUAGUUGAAAAUCGUGUUUUACUUUUUGCAUGAAUUAAAGCAGAGGAGUAGUGACGUCACUGGACGGCAUUAACGGUUCGUCGAUUCAGACGUCGCUGAGGGAGUGACCGGCUCGAAGUGAUGUCGGAAAUUCUUUCGGAGGUAUUAGUAGUAUAGGAGGGAUGAAAUUAUCCCCUUUUUUGCGCAGGAAUCUCAUUAGCGUGCGCAGGAAUACAUUAACUAGGUGACGUCAUAACCUUUUGUCUUGAUCUCAUGAAUAAAAUGCGCAGGAAUGUCAUUAACUUGCGCAGGAAUCAAUUAACGCCGAUGACGUCAUAACCUUUUGUCUUUAUCUCAUGAGUAAAAUGCGCAGGAAUCUCAUUAAGAUAAGGUCGUGUGCUAUUUUUAGUUGGCUUAGGGUUUCUAGUUACUUUAAGGUCGAUACACGUCUUCGUUUUCGAUUGGUUAGUAAGGAAAUUAGAAACGUUUUCAUUGGUUAAUUCAUAGUGUUUGAGGAGAAAAGUCAAACUUUUUGUGCGACUUAAAAUCACUGAGACGUAACGUAAUUAUGCAAGUCCUAUUUCCUGCUGCUGUGAAUGUCCUAGUUCCGGUUCACUGAUUUUUGGCCGGCAAAUCGUGCAUAUUAAUGAGGGAAAAGGCAAAAUAGCUCUGUUUUACACUGCAAACAAUGUUUUACUUACCCCUCUCCUUUUCACAAUUUUGUUAUUUUCCUUCCUCAAUUUUUCAUUCCCAUUUUUCCCUCCUCCUGCUCCUCCUCGUCAUUUCUAUUGUUUUCCCUCCUCCUCCUGCUCCUCCUCGUCAUUUCUAUUGUUUUCCCUCCUCCUCCUGCUCCUCCUCUUCAUUUCUAUUGUUUUCCCUCCUCCUCCUGCUCCUCCUCGUCAUUUCUAUUGUUUUCCCUCCUCCUCCUGCUCCUCCUCGUCAUUUUUAUUGUUUUCCCUCCUCCUCGUCAUUUCUAUUGUUUUCCCUCCUCCUCCUGCUCCUCCUCCUCUUUUCUAUUGUUUUCCCUCCUCCUCCUGCUCCUCCUCGUCAUUUUUAUUGUUUUCCCUCCUCCUCCUGCUCCUCCUCGUCAUUUCUAUUGUUUUCCCUCCUCCUCUUUUCUAUUGUUUUCCCUCCCCCUCCUGCUCCUCCUCGUCAUUUUUAUUGUUUUCCCUCCUCCUCCUCCUCCUCCUCAUUUCUAUUGUUUUCCCUCCUCCUCCUGCUCCUCCUCGUCAUUUUUAUUGUUUUCCCUCCUCCUCCUCCUCCUCAUUUCUAUUGUUUUCCCUCCAAGUUUAGCCUUUUAGGCCGUUUAGGCCUGAUUUUGGCCUUUCGAGGGAAAACAAUAGAAAUGAGGAGGAGGAGGGAAAACAAUAAAUAUGAGGUGGAGGAGGGAAAAAUGGGAAUGAAAAAUUGAGGAAGGAAAAUAACAAAAUUGUGAAAAGGAGAGGGGUAAGUAAAACAUUGUUUGUAGUGUAAAACAGAGCUAUUUUGCCUUUUCCCUCAUUAAUAUGCACGAUUUGCCCGCCAAAAAUCAGUGAACCGGAACUAGGACAUUCACAGCAGCAGGAAAUAGGACUUGCAUAAUUACGUUACGUCUCAGUGAUUUUAAGUCGCACAAAAAGUUUGACUUUUCUCCUCAGACACUAUGAAUUAACCAAUGACAACGUUUCAAAUUUCCUUACUAACCAAUAGAAAACGAAGACGUUUAUCGACCUUAAAGUAACUAGAAACCCUAAGCCAACUAAAAAUAGCACACGACCUUAUCUUAAUGAGAUUCCUGCGCAUUUUACUCAUGAGAUAAAGACAAAAGGUUAUGACGUCAUCGGCGUUAAUUGAUUCCUGCGCAAGUUAAUGACAUUCCUGCGCAUUUUAUUCAUGAGAUCAAGACAAAAGGUUAUGACGUCACCUAGUUAAUGUAUUCCUGCGCACGCUAAUGAGAUUCCUGCGCAAAAAGAGGGGAUAAUUUCAUCCCUCCUAUACUACUGGUAUUUCUUGUAAUUACGUCUCAUUUUGCUUUGAUUUCGUAGGAGAGAGCUGCACAGGCGCGUAUCACAGACCUGGAAGCUCAACUGAGUCGUGCUACUGCGACAGCGACACAACUCAAAAGAAGUAAAGACGAGGUAAUCUGGCACUAGUAAUACAGUAAUGACGCAAGUACAGGUACAUCUGAUACGCAGUCGCAGUAGCCUGCCAAUCACUGGUGCCUUUUGUCACUGCUUUUCCAAACAGAAGAGUCUAAGCUAAGAGAUCGGAGUUCAUCCCAGAACGUAAUGUUCCUUUUUGUUGUUCUUUAUACGCCCAUCACGUUAACCUGGCAGCUGCGAGAGGGUUUUCUCUCGAGUUUAAUAGACUGCGAGCAGUCUCUUAUUUUUCGUUUGAGUCACAAAAAAUCGAGAGCGCGUUGACGUGAGCGGCAAAGUUGAGGAGAACGAGGGCCGUCGCCCUUUUUCUCUUCACCUCCUCUCUUCCAUUUAACCACAAAUUUGCAUAAUUUUACUUUUUCGCUCGCCGCGCUGACCUUUGAAGAAAGAAGGAUGACUGCUCGUGGUGUACACGUGUAUGUGGCAAGAUACUUUGGUGUCAGCUGCAGGCCGACAGAUCUUCGGCCCAAACCGGAAACUACCCUUGAAAAGUCUUGGCAACCAGGCUACCAUCACCCAUAACUUGCGCAGGAGGCGUCGAAAGGGGUCGGGGAUUUCUCCCUCUCCCCUCCUCCGCUCCUCGCCUUUUUACGCCUCCCACGCGGGCUACAUCACGCAUGCUCCCCAUAUCCGUACCUGAUCCUAGUGUUAUCUUUUACUUCAGGCUGAGCGACGAUACAAUUCCAAGUUAUACGACAUGAGGGACAGAUUGGACCAGGCGAACAGCACAACACGAAGCAUGCAAAACUAUGUGUCCUUUCUGAAAUCAUCUUACUCAAACGUAUUCGAUGAACUCGAGUCUCCAAGAUGACCAACAGCAUAGCUAGGAAACAUUUACGGCCUGGAAACGCUUUUUAUUCAUGACAAAAAUGUAUUUAACUUUUUAUAAACUUAAGUGAACGAAAAAACAUGGUUUUAAGUUGUCACUUAAGUUCGUGUAUGUGCUGAAUCACUUUCAUUUAUGUUCAACUUACAACGUUAGAGUACUACAAGCGAUAAUGUAUAUAUUAUUCAUCAUACCUUACUGAGUGAAUUUCACUUUUUCCGUAUUUUCGAUCAUUUCUAUUCCGUCUUACAGUUUUAGGUAUUUAUCUUCACAAAAUAUCAGUCAAACAUCCAUCAUAUUACAGGACAACCUUGUGUCCUUUUGGCAACUUUCCCUGUCCAUUUUUUGUUUCCUCUGCGUUAGACAUUUCAAGCGUACAUUAUGUAAUUCCCUAGAUUAGUUUAUGUCAUACGAAUUUAAAGGUAAAUUUUACAUGAUAUUUUAGUUAAUUUUUCCACUUUUUAAGAAAAUCUUGGUACG
Molecule: messenger RNA, 28206 nt
Organism: Porites lobata
Lineage: Eukaryota; Metazoa; Cnidaria; Anthozoa; Scleractinia; Poritidae
Source: the annotation of a GenBank genome assembly